GCGUGUCCGCGCGGCGCCGGGCGGGGCACGGGCGCGGGGCCUCAGCCUGUUGGAGCGCCGGGGGCGCCGGACUCGGGGGCUUCGGGAGCCCUGCAGGGGCCGGGCCGCCCGAGUCCCACGCAGAGCAGUGUUUUCCAACUCUCCGCCUGCGUCUAAUCGGGCCCACCACCACCCGGAGACACCCCGUCCAGAUCUGCCGAGUGUCAUGAAAAAGGAACGGAAAAGAGACGUCACUGUUGGUGAAAGGGGAGUUUUCUUUCCCAGUUGGUGGUUACUUCAUGAUUGGAAAAGAAGUACCUAGGUGGUUGCAAAGAUUAGAUUUUCAUAGUUGUACAGAUGAAGCUGAUAAAAGAAGAUGAGAAUGUGCUUUCUCAGAUGGGUCAUAAUAGGCUGAUGAGUAAGUAAGCCUGAACAAGACAGAUUGGAAAUGAGGGCAGGAGUCCGGAGUGUUUUAAAACCAAGUAGGACUUUGAACACUUGCUGAGGAUGUUUUUCUCCCAAAAAUGGAGGAAGAAAAAAAAAUUCUCACAGCCAGAAGUGUAAAAAGCUGAGUGGAGUAACAACCCAGUCUGCUCCAAGGAUUUCAGUACUUCAUCAACUUCUUUGAGAGCACACAGACAAAGGCAUCAGACCUGUAUGAUGAUCUUAUCACCAAUGAUGGUAUCCUGUGCCAAGAAUGACUUCUUAGUUUGGAUUUUGGAGUGCUUUUUUUUUUUUUUUUCUUAAUUUACAAUGUGGGGUUUUUGACUCUCCAUGUUAGGUAGAUUUCUGUCACAGAAGUAACUUUUGAAUUCAUAGUAUUCUUGACUGUCUCCACUCCUGUUUGCUGUGUGACAUGGGAAAAUCAGAGGCUUUAACAUUCCUUGAAGUUUUGUUGGAAGCAACACUGCAUCAGGGAGGCAGAUUCAUAGUGUAAGUUUUCUCUUUUUGGCAACUGUACUUUGAGCCGAAUGUCAGAAGGAUUUCACAGCACAUACAAUUUACAGUCUUUGUUUUAUCAAGGCCUUAAAUGUAUGUUUUAUACUCAGCAGAUGGGAAGCACAUUGAGCACUGCAUUUGACAUGUAUGCUUGAGGAAAGGAGCUCCCCGAUGGAUCAUGGCGUUAAUGUUUACAGGACAUUGCUUAUUUUUAGUAUUAGUGAUGUUUGCUUUCUCUGCUUUGGAGGAAUCUGUGAGCAAUUACUCUGACUGGGCAGUUUUCACAGAUGACAUAGAUCCAUUUAAGAUACAGAGAGUGCAAGAUGUCAGACCCAAUCAAAAACUGAAGAAGAGUAUGCUUCAUCCACGUUUGUAUUUUGAUGCUGGAGAGAUCCAAGCAAUGAGACAGAAGUCUCGCACAACCCAUUUGCACCUUUUUAGAGCAAUCAGAAGUGCAGUGACUGCUAUGCUGUCAAAUCCGACAUACUACCUACCUCCACCCAAGCAUGCUGAUUUUGCUGCCAAGUGGAAUGAAAUCUAUGGUAACAAUCUGCCUCCUUUAGCCCUGUACUGUUUGCUGUGCCCGGAAGACAAAGUUGCCUUUGAAUUUGCCUUGGAAUACAUGGACAGGAUGGUGGGCUACAAAGACUGGCUGGUGGAGAAUGCACCAGGGGAUGAGGUUCCAGUUGGCCAUUCCCUAACAGGUUUUGCCACUGCCUUUGACUUUUUAUAUAACUUAUUAGAUGGUCGUCGGAGACAAAAAUAUCUAGAAAAAAUAUGGGUUAUUACUGAGGAAAUGUAUGAGUAUUCUAAGGUCCGCUCUUGGGGCAAACAACUGCUUCACAACCACCAAGCUACUAACAUGAUAGCACUGCUGACCGGGGCUUUGGUGACUGGGGUAGAUAAAGGGACUAAGGUAAAUCUAUGGAAACAGGUUGUAGUAGAUGUGAUGGAAAAGACGAUGUUUCUGUUGAAUCACAUUGUCGAUGGCUCUUUGGAUGAAGGUGUGGCCUAUGGAAGCUACACAGCUAAAUCAGUCACACAGUAUGUUUUUCUGGCCCAGCGCCACUUUAAUAUCAACAACUUGGAUAACAACUGGUUAAAAAUGCACUUUUGGUUUUAUUAUGCCACCCUUUUGCCAGGCUUCCAAAGGACCGUGGGGAUAGCAGAUUCCAAUUAUAACUGGUUUUAUGGUCCUGAGAGCCAGUUAGUUUUUUUGGAUAAGUUUGUCUUAAAGAAUGGAGCUGGAAAUUGGCUAGCUCAGCAAAUCAGAAGGCACCGACCUAAAGAUGGACCCAUGGUCCCCUCCACUGCCCAGAGGUGGAGUACCCUUCACACUGAAUACAUCUGGUAUGACCCCCAGCUCACCCCACAGCCUCCUGCAGAAUAUGGCACUGCAAAAAUGCACCUGUUCCCUAACUGGGGUGUGGUCACUUAUGGGGCCGGGUUGCCAAAUACACAGACCAAUACUUUUGUAUCUUUUAAGUCUGGGAAGCUAGGAGGGCGUGCUGUGUAUGACAUAGUUCACUUCCAGCCAUACUCCUGGAUUGAUGGGUGGAGGAGCUUCAACCCUGGACAUGAACAUCCGGAUCAGAACUCAUUUACCUUUGCCCCCAACGGGCAGGUGUUUGUUUCCGAAGCUCUCUAUGGACCUAAGUUGAGCCACCUGAACAACGUACUGGUGUUUGCACCGUCACCCACGAGCCAGUGUAAUAAGCCCUGGGAAGGUCAGCUGGGAGAAUGUGCACAGUGGCUCAAGUGGACUGGCGAGGAGGUUGGUGAUGCGGCCGGGGAAAUCAUUACUGCCUCUCAGCACGGGGACAUGAUAUUUGUGAGUGGGGAAGCCGUGUCAGCUUACUCUUCAGCAAUGAAGCUGAAAAGCGUGUAUCGGGCUUUGCUUCUCUUAAACUCUCAGACUCUGCUAGUUGUCGAUCAUGUCGAGAAGCAAGAAGAUUCCCCAAUAAAAUCUGUCAGUGCCUUCUUCCAUAAUCUAGAUAUUGAUUUUAAGUACAUCCCAUAUAGGUUCACAAACAAGUAUAAUGGCGCCUUGAUGGACGUGUGGGAUGCUCACUACAAGAUGUUUUGGUUUGAUCAUCGUGGCAGUAGCCCCCUUGCUAGCAUACAGGAAGCAGAGCAAGCCGCUGAAUUUAAGAAACGGUGGACUCAGUUUGUCAAUGUUACGUUUCAGAUGGAAUCUGCAAUCACAAGAAUCGCAUACGUCUUCUAUGGGCCAUAUGUCAAUGUUUCCAGCUGCAGAUUUAUUGAUAAUACCAAUUCUGGACUUCAGCUUUCUCUCAAUGUCAAUAACACCGACCAUGUUGUUUCGAUCGUAACUGACUACCAGAACUUGAAGACAAGGUUUGACUACCUGGGAUUUGGCGGCUUUGCCACUGUGGCUGAUCAGGCCCAAGUAACCCGCUUCGGUUUGGGCACUGAGGCAAUAGUCAAGCCCAUAAAACGUGAUAGAGUUAUUUUUCCUUUUGGAUUUAAAUUUAAUGUAGCAGUUGGGUUGAUUUUGUGCAUCGGCCUGGUGAUCUUAACUUUUCAGUGGCGGUUUUACCUUUCUUUUAGAAAGCUUAUGUGGUGGAUCCUCAUCCUUGUUAUUGCCUUGUGGUCCGUUGAGCUGCUGGACGUGUGGAGUGCUUGCACGCAGCCCAUCUGUGCCAAGUGGGCGAGGCCGGAGACUGAGGCGAGCGGGCAGGCACUGGCCCCGGGUGGCCAGCGCACAGACCUGCCGGACGUCGUCAUUACCUCACUUCCUGGUUCCGGAGCCGAGAUUCUCAAACAACUGUUCUUCAACAGUAGUGACUUCCUCUACAUCCGGGUCCCCACAGCCUACAUUGAUAUCCCAGAAACGGAAUUGGAAAUUGACUCCUUUGUGGACGCCUGUGAAUGGAGGGCGUCCGACGUCCACAGCGUGCGUUUCCGUUUACUCCGAGGCUGGUUGCAGUCCUUGGUCCGAGACACAAAACUCCAUUUGCAGAACAUCCAUCUGCAUGAACCCGGUAGGGGGAAACUGGCCCAGUAUUUUACCAUGAAUAAAGACAAGAAAAGGAAGUUGAAAAGGAGAGAGUCUCUGGCAGAACAAAGAAGCAGAAUGAAAGGCGCCUUUGACAGAGACGCUGAAUACGUCCGGGCUCUGCGAAGACACCUGGUCCACUACCCCAGCGCGCGGCCGGUGCUCAGCCUGGGCAGCGGAAGCUGGACUUUAAAGCUGCAUUUCUUUCAUGAGGUGUUGGGAGCCUCCAUGAAGGCCUUGUACGUGGUGAGGGACCCUCGGGCGUGGGUUUAUUCCAUGCUGUACAGUAGUAAACCUAGCCUUUACUCUUUGAAGAAUGUACAAGAGCACUUAGCUAAGCUGUUUAAAACGGAGGGAGGUGCAGGCCAUUGUACCUUGAACUCAGGCUAUGCUGUGGAGUAUGAAUUGCUGCGGAAGGAACUGUUGGCAUCCAGACCUCACCCAGUCUCGCUGCUGGCCCAUGCGUGGCUGGCAAACACGGCCGCUGCCCUGAGGAUAAAUGCAGACCUGCUGCCCACCAGCUACCAAUUGAUCAAGUUUGAAGAUCUUGUGCUUUUCCCUCAGAAUACCACGGAAAGGAUUUUUGCCUUCCUUGGAAUUCCUUUAUCUCCUGCUACUUUAAACCAAAUAUUGUUUGCCACCUCCACGAACCUUUUCUAUCUUCCCUACGAAGGGGAGAUAUCACCCGCUAAUACUAACGUUUGGAAACGAAACUUGCCGAAGGAUGAAGUUAAACUGAUUGAGAACAUCUGCUGGACGCUGAUGGAUCGUCUAGGAUACCCAAAGUUUAUGGACUGAAUGCUGCAGGUCAGCAGAGAUUUGCACUAAUACUUUCCAACCCAAUUUGUGGAUAUGAAUUAGAAGUUUGUUUAUUCUUGUACUGUGUGUGUUUCUGUGUGUGUUUGUGAUCAAUUCGUUACAUGUAGAGAGAGAUUAUUUUAAAAAUAAGCACCGUAUUUGGCCUAGCAGGAUUUAUUUUUAUGUCACCACUUUCCUUGUCUUUGUCUCUGAAUUUUUUUCUGCUAAGAUGUUUCUGCCACAGAGGUGUAUGAUGAAGUUAUAUUACCAUGGUCAGGGGAGAUAGGAGGAUUAUAAAGGUUUUUGUCUAACUCUCCACUUCAUCUGUAACUCAGCUGAUCUAGCCCAGAACCUCAUGCACUGCUGAAAGCCUGGCAGUUGAUGUUUUACCCAAGCGCCUCUUGCUUUCAAGAUGAAAUACAAAAGUUUCUUAGUUUUUUAGAAGGUGUCCCAACACAUUUAUCUUGCACGCCACACAUACACACAAAUCCUUUUACUGUGUAGAAUGUUCACAGAUAUCACUGGGGAAAUGGUGAAAGCUCCUAUCGAAAUUAUCGGAUCCCUUCUGGAAAAUACAGAUGGAAAUACAGAAUGGAUUUUUUUACAGUGACCUGAAAAUCCUCCUUAAAGUUUUUUACUUAGAAGUCAUAAGGCAUCAGUCUUGGAACAGUGGAUGCCAAGGGCUGGUAGGGUAUUUUAGGCCCUCUUGUCUCUUUAAAACCCUCUCAUUCUUGCUUCCUUGAAACUGCAGCUGUUUACCAUUACCUCUCCCACCCUGUCCUUUCUGCCACUGUCACGCAAGUCAGUAGUUACUAAUGGCUAAACUCUGAUAUUUGUGGGGAUUUCCCCCCCCCUGUCCUGAUGAUUAAUUUUGUGUCAAAGCCCGAGACCACCUUAGAAUCAGAUUUAUCCUUGUGGAAUUAUCAUUGUAUGAGUCAAAGCAGUGCUGCUGCUGCCAGUGUUUUUUUAGAGUGGAAACAGAAUUGGAAAACUGCCUGACUUAUCCUGCAUCCCUUUGAAUGAGUCUCCAGACUGCCGGUGUCUGCAGAAGUUGAAGGCUAAUGGCAGAUGAUGUCAGAGGCAUCUGUUUCCUUUACCAUCUGCAUCUUAUUAUAAAUGUCGUCGUCAUAACACAUGGUUCAUUUUAUUUUGGUAGACGCUAAAAUCAAAAUGCGAUGCCAUUAGAAACCAGUGGAGCAAUUACAAUGAACUGGAUGAAAACCAUGAGGCAGUGUGGGGACUUGAUGCAAAUCUCUGUCUCGACUGCAGUCUUCUUCCUGAUGUUUUAAACUGUAGUUUCACACCACCCCCCUUACCCUCCAGGCUCUAACACUUGGAAUUCUGUCAUUCUGACCUAGAUAAAAGUGGCUCUUUCUCAGCAGUUUGUUGUUAUGUCAAAAUGUGCCUCCAGGGUGAUCAAACUGUGGGUAUGUUACAUUCCAGCUGAAGCUAACCAGGCUGUCAUUUUUCUUCCAUUACAGUAGGAAAACAGCUCUCUCCUACUCCCCCACCUCUACUUCCUGGUGUAGCUCUCCCUGCCCUCUCUCUACAACGUCAAAAUGAAUGAAAGUCCUGUUGUAUUAAUACAGGUUGAGAGGGCAACCAAAGACUCAGAUCCACACUAUUAUUCUCAAGGAAGAUUAUUCUUCCUAUCUCAGGGUUAUCGUGAUUCAUGUAACAUUUCUACAUGGAUGAUAACACCAUUUCCAUUACUGGUCAGAGUCUCAGUGUCUGCUUUCAAUUUCCAGGAUGUGUGAUCUUAUGUCAAAUAAAAAAGGUUUGGGGUUGAAAAUAAUACGAGGUUCGAUCAAGGUAAGAAUUACCAAUGUGUGCAGAUAGCGGCAGAGAACACAGAUUCUGGACCACUGCCUUUCCUUUAACUUUGCACAGAAGCAUGCUCACAGGCAGAAGAGAGCCAGGUUGAGUAUGUGCAGGGGUUGGGGGAGAGAUGUGGAAAAUGAAAAAGAGCAGUUCUGUGAAUGAAUAUGGAAACAAGAUGAGAAUACAUUAUUAAUAGAUAAGGAAAGGGACGCACUUAAGGUGAUCUUCACAGGGUAUCUUUCACCAUGUAGCGAGGUCAGGGUGAAUUUCCCUGUCUACUUCUGACCCAAGGGAAAGUUUGCUGGAGGAGAAGACUUAUGUUCACAGGUUCUGUUUCUGAGGAAUGUUACACGUAGGUGAAGGCUGGCCCAGCCAUUGCAUAUGCAAGGACUUGUUCAUGCUUGGGACCCACUUAUGCCUUAACAUCCCAAUUAUGAUCUCAGAACACCUAGGUCAUGUACUUCCAGAGUGUUAUCCUAGGAAAAAUGUGAGCUUACUUUUACUGCAUUUUUACUCUGGUCAUCACAAAAAUAAUUAAAGCAACCCUGAUGACUUUGUGACAUUUUCAAAGGAAACACAAAAAGUUCUUUCCAUAAAAACAAUUCUUUCCUUCAUUAAUUUCCCCAAGCUUGGGCCCAAUUGGAAUAAAAGCAUUUAUUAAAAUAAUACUGUUUACAUAUUGAAACUCUGAAAGAAUGGAUUAGUUUUGCUGACAUAAAAAGUAACAAGUGUGGUGGUAAUGUUGAUCUAGUUUUCAAAAGUUAGAAAUGGUGCAGAUUACUCACUUCAGAUGAGAGAGGCCAUAUCCAUAGCUGAAUUUACUUAAUGACAAUUCCAGAAAAGAAGGAAAUGGGAGAACCUGCUCAGUAGAAAGAAGAGAAGUCUAUGAUUACAUUUAAUCUAUAGAAACCCAGAAAGGCAUGAAUUUUAGGUAGAUACACUUUAAUACUUACAUACUGAGCCUAGAACCUGAGUAUUAGAUGUUUGAUUAACUGGCUUUUUGGACAAACAGAAUAAUUAGUACUAUAAAUGCCUGGCAGGAAUGGGGUAAUUAUUUAUGUCUAAUUCCCAGGCAUGGUAUAGGAUCUGUUAUAAAUACAUUCAUAUUUGAAGAGACUCUCUCCACACACUAGUUAUGUUUCAUUUUUUUUUCUUUUUGUAGAAACACAACCCCUUUUGUCUGCCAUUGAUUUUUGAGUCACAUCAUUUAUCAGCAGAGUUUUUGGUGAUUUGGUUUAGGAUCAUCAUGGAUGCUGUGUGAAUUAAGCACUCAGUCAUGUGUGACUGUGACCCUGUGAACUAAAGCUCACCAGGCUCCUCUGUUGAAAUUUUCCAGACAAGGAUACUAAAGUGGGUUGCCAUUUCCUUCUCCUGGGUAUCUUCCCUACCCAGGGAUCAAACCCAGGUCUCCUGCAUUGCAGGCAGAUGCUUUACCAUCUGAGCUACUAUAUAAAGUCUAUCUCAUUCAGUCAUCUAUAAGUAAACAUGGACAAUGGUUUUAAAAUCUGACAUAACUCUGAUCACAAUUAGAAAAAUGUUGCUAAUUUAGUGAAAAGUUUAAGUAGAAGAUAGUAUGUUACAACACCACUUACGGAGGUAAGGGAGCCUAAUAUUCUAAGACACAUCUAGGAAUUUAACAUACAUAUGUGGGCUAUCUACUGCUUGUUUAAAUAUAGACCAAAGUAUGUCUAACAAUAGCUGCUAAGGCAAUGUUUUCCAUACUUGACUAGUAUCAUUAUUUCCCUUCAUGUUGGCAGAAAAAUUCAAAAAGCGUUUUAAGAACUGGACUGGGUUUUUGUUUUUUAUUUUUUAUAUUGCACAAAGAAUGGAAGGAACUUAAAACAGAUUCUCACAUUCUCUAGCUAACUUGUGAAUGCUUGAGCUGUUAUUUAUAUGAGCUUAUGUUGUGUUUAGUCCAAGUAACAUGUUUAGUUCCAUUUCCAAAGAUAGGUUUGGAGAAGGCGUCCAAACCUUAGCCGGGUGUCUUGUUUUUGUUCUUCAUUUUCAUUUUUCUUUCACAUCUAUCCAGUUACGCAGCAAAGAAAACCUAUACUGGAGACCAUAGCCCAGUUUAUUCGAACUAUAUGUAUAACAUGACUCCUCUGUUAAUAAAAAGCUAAAAGCAACUCGGCUAUGGUUGGGAUAAUUUGUAACAGCCCUCUUCUUUAGGUCUCUGGGUACCUGUGCUAGGAUUUUGUCUGGAACUGAGAAGGCAGAGUUGGGAAAUGCAGUCCCGUAUUUCAGCUACUAAACUUGCACCCUUCAGUGAUGGACAAGCCAUGACUCCACUCUUGUAAGUUAAUUUUAAGUCCUGCCUUCAGUCCAUUUCACUCUUCUCUGUACUUUGUCCUAACUUAGUAAGUAGCAAGAACAUCCGGGUACUGUAUACCUGGGCUCCACAAUUGCCCCUCCCAUCAUUGGUGGAAUCUCCAUUCGAGCAGGAGAUCUGUGAAAGGAAGGUUGGUGCAGGUCCCUUGAGUCAUUCCAAUAGGUAGGUCGUGCAGAGGAUUGGCAUAGUGGAGACUUUUGUUUUUAAAGAGAGAAGGAUCCAUCAUAAAUUAGUCUCUUAGUAUGUGCUGCACAGAACCUUAAAGUUUUCAUGUUCAUCAUUACAAUCUUCACAACAACUCACUGGUGUUGAUUUGACAGAUAAAUCUGAAGCCUGUAUUCUCUUUGCAGGAAAUCUGUUUUUGUGAAGGCGUUUGGAGCAGGCUUACAAUUCAGUUAGCAAUUCACAGUAGUUUUGGGGUAUCUACCUCCAAGGUAUUGAUUUGCAUGAGGGAAGAAGACAAAAAUGAGUUGACUCUGUGCCUGCCCUGUGAAGAAUUGGUGUUCUCUCCAGAGACUUCAGAGUUAGUAGGAAUUCAUCAAGAGGAGAGGAGAGGAAGGGCAUGCCGGUAGCGAUUACCACCGAGGAGAGGCACUGCAAAGUGUCAGCUGCUCUGCCUUAGAAAUGGUGGUUAUGAGAAAAAGGAGUAGUUUAUGGAGCCUCGGUACAUUUGGAGUGAGAUCACCAUCCAUGCUUUUCCUAGUUAGAUUUGAUUCUAUCGUCACAGGACGUCCCAUCAGUAAGUAGUGAGAGGCACAAGCAGAACAAAACUGCUGACACUCACUCCCUCCCAAUUCUCCCAAAUUAAUUGCCCCAACACAUUUCUCACAAAGAAAUGUGGUCCAUAACUGAACAGCAAGGGAUGCUCUGAAGAGAAGGCUGUGUGAGUGUGGUCGGACUGGGGUGCGUGCAGAUUGCUGCUGGUAAUAGCAGUAAUGGAUAACUCAGGGUAUCUCAUCCGGGCUCCAGCUGGCCAGUAGCAUCUCCUUUUCCUUCCCCUGCCCUCUCGGUGCCUCCAGAUUCACAUUACCAGGCGGAGCUGACCCAUCCUGAGAAGGCAGCUGUGAACAAAACCUAUGGAGCUGACAGUCAAUCAAAUAUAUUUUAAAGUAAUUCAUUUGGGGGGGAGGGGAAACCAAAAAACUGUUCUUAUCCCUACUAUGGAAAUAGUAGAACGAAGGGAAGGAGGGAAGGAAGAAAUGAAAAAUGGAAGGAAGGAACUCUGAAUCUAACUCUGAACACAAAGUAAGGUGCAUAAGGAGAACUGUUCCUUUAACAAGUUCAUUAUUGUAUGCACAAUUUAAGAAUCUCUUUGAAAUCUUAUUAUAGCUAAAAUUUCAGAAAAAAGGAUAGAUUGUAAUCUGAGCAAAUCUUUUCUGUAGUACAUUGCAGUUGCUCUUUCUAUCUUAUUUCUUUAAAUUAUUUCUGUAUUGCUGAGACUCUUGAGAUGAAAUGAAUUUUUCCUUUCAAGGGUAUUAACACUGGUGUUGAAUUUCAUCUAAGUGUCAGGUUUUACAGCUUCCUAGAUAGUGUGGUGUUUUCCUAUAAACUGUCUCCCUUGCUGUUUCCAAGUGAGGGGUAUAUACCAUGAUCCCAGUGAUUUAAGGAAGCAGACAUUCAUACACAUGGGACAUCCAUGGUGUUCUUCAUUCUUUUGGAAGUUAAUUCAGCUCCCAUCACCACCACUUUUCUCACUUCAUGAGUAAAU
This is a messenger RNA of Capra hircus (goat), 10593 nucleotides long. RefSeq names its product dermatan sulfate epimerase-like (gene DSEL). The record is from RefSeq and is a predicted model, not a curated record. Gene Ontology annotation, molecular function: chondroitin-glucuronate 5-epimerase activity; sulfotransferase activity. NCBI's taxonomy places the organism in Eukaryota, Metazoa, Chordata, Mammalia, Artiodactyla, Bovidae. The transcript is spliced from 2 exons. The coding region runs from base 1097 to 4735 and encodes 1212 amino acids.